Molecule: messenger RNA, 954 nt
Organism: Galendromus occidentalis (western predatory mite)
Lineage: Eukaryota; Metazoa; Arthropoda; Arachnida; Mesostigmata; Phytoseiidae
Product: fibroblast growth factor receptor-like
Exons: 4
Coding region: 1-954 (317 amino acids)
Biological process (GO): synapse organization; homophilic cell-cell adhesion
Cellular component (GO): axon; neuronal cell body; plasma membrane
Molecular function (GO): axon guidance receptor activity
Source: RefSeq, a predicted model, not a curated record
AUGUGUUCGGUGAGCACAGUCAUGAUCGUGCAAUUUUUUGGAUGGUUCUUAUCGUUAGGCGAAUCGGCGGACGCAAACCAGAUUGUUCUGGAGGCGAUACGCGCUCCAGAGUUCACCAGAGUCGGCAAAUCAGCGGCCUUCACAUGCUCGGUUUCGGAGGGCACGAAUAUCGUCUUCUCGUGGACCAAAGAUGGCAUCAUGCUACGAGACGGUCCCCGGAUUCAAAUUUUCAACGCAAAGAAAACUUCAAUGUUGAAUCUUGAAGAUGUUGAGACAUCAGACCGGGGGGAAUACACUUGCGUGGCCACGAACGAAGUUUCUGAGGACCGGGCCCGUACCUAUCUUGCCGUCGAAGAAAGGAUAGUGAUCGACAAAUUGAGCUCGAAAUUUCUAAAGGUAGGACGCAGUGGAACAUUCACAUGCUCGCUCAUCGAGGGGAAAUCCGCUUCAUUCUCGUGGACGAAAGACGGUCGUCUCGUCUCGAACUCGGAUAGAAUACAAGUUCUAAGUACGAGGAGAUCCUCGACGCUCAGUUUCGACGAGAUCGAAACGUCGGACGUGGGCAAUUACACCUGUAUUGCUUCAAAUAGCUUUUCUGAGGAUCGGAGUAGCGCUGCUCUCGAAGUUGAAGACAGAGUCCGGGUCGAAACGCUGGCAUCGCGAAGGACGUCCGCCGGCAAGCGAAUCGGCUUCAUGUGCACUGCUCUCGAAGGAGAUCAUGUAUCUUUCGUGUGGUCCAGAAAUGGAAAAGUCCUCCUUUCCGGGGAUAGGAUCUCCAUAGUAUCGACGGGCGAAAGCUCCAUGCUUAGCAUCAAGCACGUACAUACAGCAGAUGGAGGAAAUUACACCUGCAUUGCAAGCAAUCCGCUAUCCGAGGACCGAACGUCCGCCCAAUUAUUCGUCGAAGGUGAAAUUUUUCUGCCAGACAACCUUAGUCUGGAUCGAGAGCGCUGA